AUGAACGCCAUGCUUGCUUCGCAGAACGACCUUAAAACGCGAAUUGUUAACCUGGCGGCUUCCCAGGAAAAGCUAGAAUCAACAGUGAACGCUAGGAUGAACGAAGUUAUGACAGCUUUACAGGAGCACAAGGGAGAGAUUCGUGUACUGCAGGGGGAAGUCACAUCCUUUAGAAAUGACCUCCAGCUCCAACAAAAGCGCCUCGACGACUUAGAAAAUAGGAGUAGACGCCGCAACCUUGUCAUUUUUGGGUUUCCUGAGCCCGACCGUGAAACCACCGAAGCAUUAAGAAGCCAAAUAAUCCAGGACUUAAUAGGACAGAAGCUUGGAGUAACUGUUAGCUUGGUGGAAAGAGUCCACAGGAUAGGAAAAAAACAACCAGACAAACCGCGGCCUGUGAUAAUAAACUUCUUUGACUAUAACGAAAAACUGAAAGUACUAAAAAAUUUUAAUAAAUUAAAAGGAACUACAAUCUCAAUCAACCACGACUUUUGUAAGGGUACACUUGCAAAAAGAAGCAAACUUUGGUCCAAAUCUGGGGACUUCAAAGCCAGAGGACGUAAGGUAGUGCUGGACUAUGAUAAACUACGGGUUGAUGACGACCUAUAUGAAUGGGACGAGCAGAAUGACUGCCUGAAGUGCAUCCGCUCUCUGGAGCGACGGAAUGACGUCGACUGACUUGAAUCGAAACAGUUACGUUUUGUACUACUAAAUGCCAGAAGUAUCGUCAAUAAAGUCCACCAGCUCGAAGA
Molecule: messenger RNA, 752 nt
Organism: Ixodes scapularis (black-legged tick)
Lineage: Eukaryota; Metazoa; Arthropoda; Arachnida; Ixodida; Ixodidae
Exons: 1
Coding region: 1-678 (225 amino acids)
Biological process (GO): retrotransposition
Cellular component (GO): ribonucleoprotein complex
Molecular function (GO): single-stranded RNA binding
Source: RefSeq, a predicted model, not a curated record